CAACUUGCACUCCAUCAGCUUUCAAACCUGAUUUUGAAGAUAUACUUUGUGAUCGUACUUACAAAAUUAAAGAAAUGCCAAAAGUCUAAAAAGAUGACCUAUAGCGUCCUUUGAAGUGCUACGAGUAUGCUGCAAAAAGUCAUAGGAUGGAAUAAUCAAUAGCUUAUCGAUUAAAUAAUGAAUAACAUUGUCGGGGCUUUUUCUGACCAGUAAGGGACAAGGAGGAGAUGGCUGACCGGGAACUUUCCACCGAUGAACUUUCGUCCGGACAGGAUUCGGCUGGCAGUGUGGUGGGGGCGGGCGGCCCGCCACCUCCUUCUGGGGGAGAGGACCCUGGGGAUUUCGAAUAUGAGGGUGACGACGGUGUUGAAAUCGAGGGAGGAUUUGGCACAUCACUAUCGGAAGAGCAAUUAGGCGGUCUUGGGGACGGGGACAAUAAAUCGACGCUUUUUCCUACCUCCCUGGAACUGCAGAUUGCUGACGAGAGAGGUGACUCUGAUGAAGAAGGGCUAGAAGAUGGCGAAAUUUCUGCAACUACAAUUCGAGGUGCCGGUGAUAAAGUAGCCGCUAGCGAUGCUGGUACUACUAAGAAGAAGGAAAUGGUAACCACUUUGUGGCCAGAGCUGGAGGAGAAGUUUCGUCCAGCGGAUGUCCAGAAACUUGUGGAGAAAAUAGUCAAAGAAAAGUUGGAUGGGCAAGCAUACGAUGCGGACGAAAUGCCCAGAACGAUCAAAGUCCUAAGUGAUCUGAUUCACAGUAAAGUGCGACUCUUAAAGUAUAAACGUUACAAAAUUAUCACUCAUGUCGCUUUGGGAGAACGUAGAGGAGGAGGAAUUACUUCAGUGACGAGAUGCAUUUGGGAUCCAAUGGCCGACUGCAUGGCUACCUAUUCGUACUUAAACGAAACGGUAUUCUGUUGUGUUACGGUGUAUGGAAUAUACUAUUAUUGAUCAUAGUUAAAGCCAACAAAUCCUGUUGUGACCGUGAGUUCAGUAAAAUACUAAUUCUGCUAAUUGCUAUGAGUGUAUACUGUUUUUAUAUUUAUACAUGUAUAUAUA
Folsomia candida is the source of this 1058-nucleotide messenger RNA. RefSeq names its product tctex1 domain-containing protein 2-like. The transcript has 4 exons. The record is from RefSeq and is a predicted model, not a curated record. Gene Ontology annotation, biological process: microtubule-based movement. NCBI's taxonomy places the organism in Eukaryota, Metazoa, Arthropoda, Collembola, Entomobryomorpha, Isotomidae. The coding region runs from base 228 to 950 and encodes 240 amino acids. Gene Ontology annotation, molecular function: dynein intermediate chain binding. Gene Ontology annotation, cellular component: cytoplasmic dynein complex; cytoplasm.